AUGUCCACCUUUAGCGGCUCGUCGUCGUCGUCGUCUUCGAGGUUCGACCGCGGCCCAGCGGCCAGAGGUGAGUCUGAGCAGGGUCGGAGUGCUCCACGAGACGUAGUUUCCGGACACUCCGAGCGAGAAAAGAGCGUUGGCGGCCGUCGGGCCGGCAAGACACAGACAGCCGAUCAUCAACGCAACCACGGUAGCAAAGAUGACGGCCCGGAUAGGCACUCUGAGCCGUUUGUUGACUACCUUGACGAUGCUCGAGAAUGGCAGCCCGUUGUCUCUGGCAAACGCCCAGAUCUGUCUGGAAAGCGCGGUCAGAAUCGACGCCGCACACAGCCACUGGCAAACCGCCGUGAGCGACAUGAUACCGAUGGCCCACUUUUUCCCCAGGGCGUCGUAGCAGAUCUGAGCAAACGGGAAGCCGGUCUCAGUGUCGAGCACAGCAGCAACGUCCGGCUUCAUGCAGGCCACCAGGCACAGCACGCACGCCCAGCCGCCAAAUGCACAAACCCCGACUGCGCUGAUGAUACCAAGAGGAACUCCGUACGUUGCGUUCUGGGCCUCCUCGGACAUGUGCACCGGAGAGUCGAAUGCGCCGAUCGACCAGAUAGCCGCCAUCCACGCAAGACAGAACUGCCAGCCGGUGCUCCAGUCCGAGUAGCUCUUGACGUGGCCGAAAAUGAACUUGGCGUCUCUUCUGCCAAAGUCCGCCUGGGACGCUCCGAUCGGCAGAGCCACCAAAAAGAUGAACAUCACCAGCGUGUUGGCGACUCCCGACACCGUCUGCAGGGUGGCCACGUUACGGCUGCUCACACAAGUUCCGAUGGCAGCCACGAUCACGCCCGCAGCAAAAACCGCGUACGUUCUGCCCUCUGUCACGUCGAAGUUGCCGUCUUUUUGGAUCACCACGAUGGCUAG
Molecule: messenger RNA, 912 nt
Organism: Ogataea angusta
Lineage: Eukaryota; Fungi; Ascomycota; Pichiomycetes; Pichiales; Pichiaceae
Exons: 2
Coding region: 1-912 (303 amino acids)
Source: RefSeq, a predicted model, not a curated record